Epinephelus lanceolatus (giant grouper) is the source of this 1594-nucleotide messenger RNA. It is a transcript of the gene agmat, whose product is annotated as agmatinase (putative). NCBI's taxonomy places the organism in Eukaryota, Metazoa, Chordata, Actinopteri, Perciformes, Serranidae. The record is from RefSeq and is a predicted model, not a curated record. Gene Ontology annotation, molecular function: agmatinase activity; metal ion binding.
CUUCGUUAGUCCGUGGGUUUAUCUCAGGCUGCUGUCAGCUCCACAUCACAGCCACAGCUCACAGUCGGCAUGUUUUCAUGUUGGAGAAACUUUAAUAUAAGUCGCAGAGCUGCUUCCGGUGCAGCGGACUUGUUCUCUCUGCGGACACGUCAAACUGCGUGUGUGUGCAGCGACAGACGAACUGUGUGCAUUAAUCCCAACAGACAGAGUUCAGGGAAACGGUACAAUGUGCCACCGAGCGCAGAGUUUGUCGCCAGGGUGUCGGGGAUCCCCACCAUGGCAAAGUUACCUUUCCAGGACACAGCCGAGGGGCUCGAUGCGGCGUUUGUCGGAGUACCGAUUGAUACCGGGACCUCCAACCGACCCGGAGCAAGGUUUGGUCCGAGGCAGAUCAGGGUAGAAUCUGCCAUGCUGAGAGCUUAUAACAGCGGCACCAGGGCGGCGCCUUAUGAGUCCCUCAUGGUGGCUGAUAUCGGGGACGUCAAUGUGAAUGUGUAUGACCUGAAGGACACCUGCAAACGCAUCAGAGAGGCCUACAGGAAGAUCCUGGCUACUGGCUGUAUUCCUCUGACUAUGGGUGGCGAUCACACUAUUGCAUAUCCCAUCCUGCAAGCUGUUGCUGAGAAAUAUGGCCCAGUGGGUCUGGUCCAUGUGGAUGCUCAUACUGACACCAGUGAUGUGGUCCUGGGGGAGAAGAUUGGACACGGGACUCCGUUCAGACGCUGUGUGGAGGAGGGGCUGCUGGACUGCAAGAGAGUGGUUCAGAUCGGCCUGCGUGGUACAGGCUACUCUGCAGAUUCAUACGAGUGGAGCCGGGCGCAGGGUUUCCGUGUGGUACAAGCGGAGGAGUGCUGGUUCAAAUCUCUCGCUCCUCUGAUGGCUGAGGUCCGAGCUCAGAUGGGAAAAGGUCCAGUGUAUCUCAGCUUCGACAUCGACGCUCUUGACCCGGGUUUCGCACCUGGAACAGGCACACCAGAGAUAGCAGGCCUCACUCCUAUACAGGGAGUUGAGAUUAUUCGAGGCUGCCGUGGUCUGAACCUUGUUGGAUGUGAUCUGGUGGAGGUUUCUCCACCCUACGACACCACAGGGAACACUGCACUGACUGGUGCCAACCUCCUUUUUGAAAUGUUGUGCGUCCUCCCAAAAAUUAAAUACUACUGAUCAGUACAGACCACACAGAGCAGAAUAGAACAGGUAGUUUGUUAAUAAUGAAUGUAGACACCACAUGAGCCUCUUCUGCCAAAUAAACCAGCAAGAAAGACAAAUCACCCAGCAAUUACAAUUUAAACUUUUAAUCAGUAAACAUAUUACAUUUUAUUACAGCUGUUAAGAACAUAAAUCCACUAUUGACGAUAAGUUGAAACACUCGACUGUAGCAGACAUCACGUGCACUAACUUGUAAAAAGAUUUUUGAUAAAUCCAUGUAUAAUAUUCUUCUGAUCUUUUAAGUUUAAUAAAUGAUCUCAGGUCCUAUACUGUAGAUGACAUGAUUAUCUCAUGUACAUCCCAAAGUGCCAAAAAAUACAGUGUUAAUGACAUUUUUACACUUCAUGUUGACAAAUCAGUGAAUAAAUCAAGCACAUACGAAGUUUCA